Callorhinchus milii (elephant shark) is the source of this 2115-nucleotide messenger RNA. Its product is annotated as cytoskeleton-associated protein 4. The transcript has 2 exons. Bases 195 to 1727 code for a protein of 510 amino acids. The record is from RefSeq and is a predicted model, not a curated record. NCBI's taxonomy places the organism in Eukaryota, Metazoa, Chordata, Chondrichthyes, Chimaeriformes, Callorhinchidae.
GGUGGAGGGUGGUCACAUCCAACUGGAAAUGUUCUGGAAGCAGCGGACGCUCCUCCUCUGAGUCUUCUGCCUCCGGGGCUCAGACACACACUUUGCCUGUUCUCUUAUUAGACACGUCACAUCAGCCAUCUCAGACUGCAACAGACGAAGAUCGCCAUCCUUUCCUUCCUGGACUAAAGUUGCACAGUUCUACAAUGACUUCGGUAAAGCAAAGAAAUAAAAUUAAUUCCGAUCGAAGUUCUAGCGCUUCCCAUGAUGACGUGGCAAAGAAGAGCUGGAAGGGAAGCAAAGGGGGAUCGGGAUGGUGCUCAGUGGUCGGGAAGGUCCUGACUUUUCUCUUCUUCCUCGCUCUGAGCGGAGCGGCUGGUAUGUUCGGCUGGUACAUGCACAACCUCUCCGAGCAGAUCAACCACUUAAACAGGAGGCACGAAGAAACGUCCCUUCAAAGCAAUGAACUGGCAACGAAGGUGAAAGGUGUUCUGGUACAGGUGGAUUCCUUUAAAGUUACAAUUAACAGAUUUGACAUAAUGCUGCACGACACACAACAUGAGCUGAAGGAAACUAUAAAAGCACUCACCAAGGGCGAACAUGAGACCAAUCGAAUUGGUGAAACACUGCAAAAGCUGCAGAAUGAAAUCCUGAGAGACCUCUCUGAUGGUAUUCAAGAUGUGAAGGAUGCAAGAGAAAGGGAUUUUAUAUCCCUUGAGAAAACUGUAGAGGAACGAUUGAUUGAAUUAACUAAAUCGAUCCAUGAUAAUAUUGCUGUUUUCACAGAGGUACAGGGCAAAUGUCAAAAUGAUAUUGAUGAAAUUAAGUCAAAGAUUACUUCACUAAAAACAACUGUUGAGAUAAAGGGACAAGAAAUCACUUCUUUAACUCAGAAAUAUGCCGACUUGAAAAAUACCCUGUAUUCACAGCAGAUUACACAUGGAAUCCUGCAGCAAUCAGUCUCUGAAAUUCAGGUGUCUGUUGCAGCUGCAUCUGAAGAGAUUCAAGACCGUACAAAGGAUUUACAGAAAAUUAAGAAUAGCAUAAAUGAGCAAGAACAAAUAAUGCUUUCAAAAAAUAAUGAUAUCUCAGUAAAUCUAGAAAAGAACAGUGAAAGUUUUGAAGCUAAGUUAACCGUUAUAGAAGAAAACAUUAUGGCUUUGAAUACAGCUGCAACACAUUUAUCUGAAAAAAUUGAAUACAUUGAUGCAAGUUCAGUGGAACGUACUAUGAGAAGUGUAGCUGAAACUCAGGUAUCACUCACAGGGGAUAUUAAAGUGCUAAAGGCAAAUCUAAAUGAUUUGCAAAGUUUGAUGACUGAUAAAAGCCUCAAUGAUUUGCAGCGUGAAAUGCAAGCUCUAGAAAAGCAUCACACUCAACAGAUAAAGGAAAUACAAUCUGAGAAUGAAGAAAAGUUCAAGCAGUUGGAAGCAAACAUCAGUAAAGUUGAAACAAAAAAUGAGAAUCUUGCAGCUGUUUUGCAGUCAGUGGAAGAAAUUAUACAGACUGAAGUUGAAGGGAAAUUUUCAUUAAUGGAAACAUCCAUGGAUAAAUUAAAUUCUUCAAUCAGUGAAGCAAAGGUUGAUCUACAAAUGUUAAGGACAGCUGUUGAUAAUCUACUUUCAUACUCACCAAAGAUUGAGACUAGUGAGAAUGAGCUAGCUUCAUUAAAGAUAUCAAUGAAUGAGCUGAUAUUGAAUGUUAAUAAACUGUCAGAUUCUAUAGAUAGCAUAAAGUAAGGCAUUAACUUCUCUAUAACCAGUUGAAGUUUCAAUAGUUUUUAUGUAGUUUAGCUCAGAGAAAAUACAAAAUAAAGAGGUUGUAUUGUGAGGAUUUUUUUAAUGAGACAUAAACAUGUUAAAAAAAUAAAGAUUUUACAUGUUAUUUGUUCAGUACACAAUACUUUUAGUUAAUGCUUAAAACUGACUCAACUGAUCAUUUGCAUUUUAAUAGUGUAUAAUUAUUUCUGAGCAUCCAGAGCAAACUGUCCUUCUCAUUUUUCACUGCCUUGCAUUGAAGUUAAAAAAAAGCAUUGUAAAAGUGAACAGUCAGUGAUUAGAUUACUCAUCCUUAUCAUGAGCAAUAAAUGUUUUCAAUUGAUAAAUAAAGUUAUUACAUAUAAAAGUA